GGAAUACUACGAAUAAUUCACAUACUAUGGAUAAUAAUCAAAGUAUUGGAUUAUACGUGGUUUUGCUGACCAGUAUAGCUUUCGCUAUAGUGAAUCUUGUUUGCACUCUUUAUGUGAUGACAAGGUCAUUGAAACGAUGGCUGGUGACGAAAACAACUCUAUCAACGGCUCAUAGAGUUCCUUUAUAUAUUGCAAUUUCAGCAUCUGCAACAAUUAACUUUGGUGGUAUAGGAAACAUGAUUACUUACAUUAUAAAUGAAAAAUGGCGUGAUGAUUAUAAAUCUAAAAUCUCAGGCACAUCAGCUUUGUUCUCUCCAAAGAUUAAGUUUACAGCCAAUAAUACAUAUCAAUCUCAAAUAACAAUUGAGGAGGUUGUUAUUGUUGAAGUUAAACAAAACCCCAUUCCUAUUCCACCAAUAGAGUCAGUUGUUGGUGUUGUAAGUGUUUCGAAAGGAAUUUAG
Messenger RNA from Cetraspora pellucida, 461 nucleotides. The record is from the annotation of a GenBank genome assembly. Lineage: Eukaryota; Fungi; Glomeromycota; Glomeromycetes; Diversisporales; Gigasporaceae.